Effrenium voratum is the source of this 339-nucleotide messenger RNA. NCBI's taxonomy places the organism in Eukaryota, Dinophyceae, Suessiales, Symbiodiniaceae. The record is from the annotation of a GenBank genome assembly.
AUGGAACUGGUGGGCAAGGUCUCCGCCAUGCCCCAGCCCGGCAUCGCCAGCAUCAAGGUCUACCUCACCGACGUGGGGCCCAACGACGGCAUUCUGAGCUCCAGCUCGCUGUGCGGCAGCAUCACGGCGGAAUCCACGACGGUCGAGUGCAGCUCCAAGGGGGCUGCCCGGUACCUGGCGCUGGCUCCCUUCGUGGACGGCACCUGCGUCUUUGGCGCCUGCACAACAAGCUGGUGCAGCAUGGAGGUGGAUGGCACCGCCAUGAGCCAGGAGCCUGUGUCCUCCACCGGCGAGUCCCACAUGGGGCAGGUGGUUGUGAACGCCACUGCUGUUGCCUGA